Drosophila bipectinata is the source of this 2493-nucleotide messenger RNA. It is a transcript of the gene Indy, whose product is annotated as I'm not dead yet. NCBI's taxonomy places the organism in Eukaryota, Metazoa, Arthropoda, Insecta, Diptera, Drosophilidae. Gene Ontology annotation, cellular component: membrane. Gene Ontology annotation, biological process: transmembrane transport; citrate transport. Gene Ontology annotation, molecular function: citrate transmembrane transporter activity; succinate transmembrane transporter activity. The record is from RefSeq and is a predicted model, not a curated record.
AAAUUAGUCGUCGAACGCUGAGCAACAUAUUCAUAAAAAACGUUGUCUGGCCAACACUCGAACAAAAAAUAGACGCGACUGUGUAAAUUAUGAACUAAUCAUUUAGUGUGUGUGCCAAAAUAAAAUAGCCACGCCAAUUCUUCAGACAUCCCACGACCGAACCACACACUGAUCAGCCAUGGCAACCGAAACAACCAAAAUGAUCCUACGACCACCGACGGACAUCAAAAUGGAAAUUGAAAUUGGUAGCGAACCACCGCCACCUCCAAAGAAGUUGUCCAACUUCAUAGCCAAUCACUGGAAAGGCUUGGUGGUCUUCUUGGUGCCCCUGCUAUGCCUCCCCAUAAUGCUCCUGAACAAUAUACCUGAAUACCGCUGCAUGUACCUGCUUUUGGUUAUGGCCAUCUUUUGGGUGACGGAAGCCUUGCCGCUUUACAUUACAUCCAUGAUCCCAAUUGUGGCUUUUCCAGUAAUGGGAAUAAUGGAUUCUAACAAGACUUGCAGUCUGUACUUCAGAGACACGCUGGUCAUGUUCAUGGGCGGCAUUAUGGUGGCAUUGGCUGUGGAAUACUGUAAUCUCCAUAAGCGUCUCGCUCUGAGGGUAAUCCAGAUCGUGGGCUGCAGUCCCCGCAGAUUACACUUUGGCUUGAUUAUGGUCACCAUGUUCCUGUCCAUGUGGAUCUCGAAUGCCGCCUGCACGGCCAUGAUGUGCCCCAUUAUCCAGGCUGUGUUGGAGGAAUUGCAGGCUCAGGGUGUUUGCAAGAUCAACCACGAACCUCAAUACCAAAUUGUUGGAGGAGCCAAGAAGAACAACGAAGAUGAGCCUCCCUACCCCACCAAGAUCACUCUGUGCUACUAUCUGGGUAUUGCCUACGCUUCUUCUUUGGGCGGAUGUGGUACCAUCAUUGGAACGGCCACUAACUUGACCUUCAAGGGCCUCUAUGAUACCCGUUUCCCCAAUGCGACCGAACAAAUGGACUUCCCCACCUUCAUGUUCUACUCGGUGCCUUCAAUGCUGGUGUACACCGUGCUGACGUUUGUGUUCCUUCAGUGGCACUUCAUGGGUCUGUGGCGUCCCAAGAGCAAGGAGGCCCAAGAGGUCCAGAGGGGCAAUGAGGGUGCCGAUGUGGCCAAGAAGGUUAUCGAUCAGCGCUACAAGGAACUGGGACCCAUGAGCAUUCACGAAAUCCAAGUUAUGAUUCUGUUCAUUAUCAUGGUAAUCAUGUACUUCACCCGCAAACCGGGCAUCUUCAGUGGCUGGGCAGAUCUUCUGUCUGCGAAGGUUGUUGGAAACUCUAUGCCGACCAUUUUCGUUGUCAUCAUGUGCUUCGUCUUGCCCGCCAACUAUGCUUUCCUCCGUUACUGCUGCGGAAAGGGUCCCGUGCCCACCAGCACCACUCCUUCCCUGAUCACCUGGAAGUUCAUCCAGACCAAGGUGCCAUGGGGUCUGGUCUUCCUGCUGGGCGGUGGCUUCGCUCUGGCUGAGGGCAGCAAGGUCAGUGGUAUGGCCAAGCUUAUUGGCAGUGCCUUGAUUGGCCUGAAGGUUCUCCCCAAUGCUGUUCUCUUGCUGGUUGUGAUCCUGGUGGCUGUGUUCCUGACAGCCUUCAGCUCGAACGUGGCCAUUGCCAACAUUAUUGUGCCAGUGCUGGCAGAAAUGGCUCUGGCCAUUGAGAUUCAUCCACUUUACCUGAUCCUGCCCGCCGGUUUGGCCUGCAGCAUGGCCUUCCACCUGCCGGUGAGCACACCGCCAAACGCUCUGGUCGCUGGAUAUGCCAACAUAAGGACGAAGGACAUGGCCAUUGCUGGCAUUGGACCCACCAUCAUUACCAUUGUGAUUCUGUUCAUUUUCUGCCAGACCUGGGGCCUGGUUGUCUACCCCAACCUGAACACGUUCCCCGAUUGGGCCAGGGCCGCCGCCCUCAAUGCCACGCAUUAGUUAGUUAGUCUCUAGUUAACCCCUACUCACGCAGACCCACGGAGCGAUGAAGAUCAUAAAGAGAAUUAGGGAAUUGUACAAGAAAAGUGCCUUUUGCUGACAGAAGAGUGUGACACAAUGUUUAGGGUAAAUGCAUUUCUGAUUUGCAGAAUCUUUUGAUACAAAACAUUAUCUAAUAUUUAGCGAAAAUGUGUAGAAAAAAAAGUAGAAUAGGUGGGGAGGUUCUUCAGCCACAAACUCAGCUAAAUAUCUAAAUACUUGUUAAUGUUACUUAAUCGUUGCAUUUAGCAGAGAAGAUAUCAAAAAUGCAAAGAAAAGCGUUCAUGGCGGCAUAAGCUUGCCUUUAUUUUUCUAAACUAGACUGAGAACGUAUAUAUUCAUACAUGUUUUGCAAUUUAUAAACUAUUUGUAACGAACAACUUACUCAAUACUUGAUUGCAAACGGAAACAGCACACAAAUAGCGUUUAGAUUAAGUUAAAUGAUACUGUGUAAAUUUUCAAAUGAUUUAUGUUUUAUAUAGUUUUUAAUUAAAAAGUAAAAUAAAAGCUCAAAAUUA